Molecule: messenger RNA, 1385 nt
Organism: Dermacentor albipictus
Lineage: Eukaryota; Metazoa; Arthropoda; Arachnida; Ixodida; Ixodidae
Product: endothelial lipase-like
Biological process (GO): lipid catabolic process
Molecular function (GO): lipase activity
Source: RefSeq, a predicted model, not a curated record
ACUACUCUCCUCAAGUCGCAACAUAAACAUGCCAGGCUGUUUCUGCCGUCUCGUCCGAAACAAUGAAGCUGGCUCGCUUUACACUCUGCAGCUCAUAGAAGUUAACGUCGCAGUGACCAGAGUGUCUGCCUGCAAACGCGUUCAAUGCGGAACUUUCGCAUGGGAUGUCCCCAGCAGAAUUCUCAAUAAGUGCAAAAUUAUGUUGACAACGAUGACUUUCAUUCUACUAUUCCUGCACUACAAGAGCUAUGCAUCUACCAUGGGACAAGCCGGAACACCCAAUGAAAAGGAAAUGCCUGCAAAAGCAAAGAGCAAAGAUGCUGAGGGCGGACGCGCCACAAAGGAAGAAAUUUGCUACGCUAACGUGGGCUGCUUCUCUCGACACGACCGACUGACACAUCCAUUUAAUUUCCCAAGCAACCCAAACCUUUUCAUGCCCUUUUUUCACCUAUAUUCAAGAAAAAAACGGCACAUUCCGACAGUUUUCCAGCUGAAGCCAAAAGGAAAUUAUCGGUAUCUGGUGGAGUUUGGCAAAGAGAAACCAUUAUUUAUUUUGAUACAUGGCUGGCUGGAGUCUGCAUACGCUCCGUGGGCACAGUCCAUCAAAGACGCACUCCUUAGAGAGGAGGACAGCAACGUUCUCGUGGUCGAUUGGAGCGGAUUGGCAGCCACGACGUACGCCAACGCAGCGGCCAACACGGCGGCCGUGGGGCGCACGCUAGCGCUGGUCGUGCAGCGGCUCGUGGAGGAGUUCCCGCUGCGCGCCGCGCUCGUGCAUGCUAUCGGAUAUAGCUUCGGCGCGCAGGUGGCCGGCUUCUUCGGCAGAAACAUCAAGAAGAACACGGGCACUCUCGUCGCUCGUAUAACAGCACUGGACCCAGCGGGCCCGUUGUUCAACGACACCAACGUGUGCGUAUGCCCUGAGGACGCGGCCUUCGUCGAUGUCAUCCACACUAGCGGCGGCUACAAGCACCAGCCCUGGCAACUGGGGCUGCUCAGGCCAACAGGCCACGUGGACUUCUAUGUGAACGGUGCCAAGGACCAACCCGGAUGUUGCGGCUGUGAGUCACCUGCAAAGUGCUACCGCGGGAUGGAAACUCUAAGCACAAGUCUAGAACAGGUUUAUAGCGGCUCUGUGCGACCACGCCCGGGCCCCUAUCCUGUUCCUCGAGUCACUGGUGAACAAGGCCUGUCGCAUGGUGUCGCGGCCAUGCAGAGAAGGCUUUGCAGCUUUUCUGCGCGGGAAGUGCGGUCCCACCGACGCUGGAGGUGACCGCGGCGUGAUGGGCUUCUUUAGCCCUCGGGCGCCCGGCCGCGGUGUCCAGCUGGUCUCUACAGGUGCAGGCCCACUCGGAUACUUCUGCAAUAAAGAGCGUAAGGGGUGA